Limanda limanda (common dab) is the source of this 1481-nucleotide messenger RNA. RefSeq names its product granulito (gene gra). The coding region runs from base 701 to 1087 and encodes 128 amino acids. The transcript is spliced from 6 exons. Lineage: Eukaryota; Metazoa; Chordata; Actinopteri; Pleuronectiformes; Pleuronectidae. The record is from RefSeq and is a predicted model, not a curated record.
CGUUAGCUUCUCCAUCAUCGUGUGGGUGGGUGGGUGAUGAUGAGGUUGAAUGUCGCCGUUCACAAACAUUUAACAUGGCAGCUAAUGUUAGCCAACGGUUACCGUGAAGCUCAUGCAGACAUGAAACCCGUCACGAUCGGUCGCGUUAACAGUUAAUAAGUAACGUUAGAAGUAAAGAGUUUCACAAUCAACCAUUUUUAUUUAUUGCAGUGAAGUUAGCAGACAGUUAAGCUAAAGUUGAGCUAAUGCUGAGUGGGUUCUGUGCCAUUAACAUCCCUGCUCUCGUUAGCUGUCAUGCUACAUUCAGCUCAGCACAUCCCAAAACAUCCACAUCUAGAUCCUCAUUAUUAUUAAACAUCCUCUUCAUUAUUAGCUUUUUCCAUUGUAUGCUCAUGUAUUUUGAAUGAACUCUAACUGAGUAACUUGACGUUACGCCCAAAUGAAAAAGUAGACUGAAGUUUUUUUUGUGAACCUGUUAAUGAAGUGAUAAAAACUUGACAUAUAAAUAUAAAUCAUUGUACUUUAAUCAAACAGUUUUUUAAAAUUGUAAUACUCCUGAUGAUCUGUAACCUCUGUAGGAAGCCCAGAAUAAUAAUAUUGAACUACUUUAGUACUGUCGGCAUGUAUUGCUCCAGUAUAGAUGUGAUGCCUUGUUGAGUGUGGUGGGUUUAAAACCAGUUUGAACCUUCCUGGGACCAGAAUGGAGGUAUCAAGGAGAAGAGUUUUCCAAAAACAUCUGGAGCCUGCGAGACCCCUGCGUCGCUGCUACGACAUCGAGCCCAGCAGACAUGCUGCUACAUGUGCUCAGGCGCUGAUGGAGGAAGUGGAUCGCCCGACAAACAUAGGCAUAGAGCAGUUCCUCCAGAUAGUCAACCUCCAAAAACCGAAACAAGGCAGAAUAUCUUACACAAGAGACUUUUUAAUUGCGUUGGCGAGUUCUCCUCAUUCCAGGGAGAAACCAGAGUUCUUGCCAGAGCACCCCAUAGUCUUAACUGAGGCAAGAGAGCCCGGGAACCUGAGGCUUCAUGAACUGACAUGGGUCCGUGGAAAAGAGGAAAUGGCUGCAGAGAGGAUUCCCUCACCUUAAAGACUUUGCACAGGCGUUUCCCCCAAAGAGUGUUUCUGUAUUUUCUUGUUGAACGUUAUUUAACGCUUUAUUUAACUUGUGACAUUUUGCAUUGCAUGUUUAUUAUUUAACUAUUUGAAGUGUUAAUACUAAACCCCACUUUAUUUGCUUAAGUAUGAGAAUUGCAUUUUUGCUUACAUUUUCUGCUGUGCAUGAUUUUGACUAUAGCAAAGUAUUAACAUUGUGUAGAAUUGUUCUAAAUGUAUUAAUGGAUGCUUUUCAAGAAACGAUGGGACGAGUCUAUCACUACUAUGGAGUCAUUAAAAAAAAGAAGUGAAGUGAUCGUAAUGAUGUUUUUGCUCAGCAUUGUGAUUUAACAUGUCUAAUUAAACAUGUUAAUUUCUUCUCUCAUAAA